GUCGUGUCAAAGUGAAGCUACGGAAAGCCGCUCAGUCCGAGAAAGCUCGGAUUGAUCAUUAAAGCCAGCAAACUACGCACAACUGCACAACUGUUCGCGGAUACAGGUGAAGAUAGAAAUUAUUUAAACCAGAAUGAGGAGCAGCAGGUGUAGUGUGCAGUGGGGGGGUAUGCUCCUCUUUUUGUCCUGCUGUUUUCUGUGCGCUCACGCUCAGAUGAACCCAGACCACCACCACCACCACCAGCAGCAGCAGCAGCAGCAGCAGAUCGUAGAAAGUGCAGCCAGCCAACAUCGCCUGGAUAGAAACAUGGUUCAAGACAAAGACCACAUCAUGGAGCAUUUAGAGGGCGUCAUAGACAAACCAGAGAAAGACAUGACGCCCCAGGAGCUCCAGCUGCACUAUUUCAAAAUGCACGAUUACGAUGGGAACAACCUGCUGGAUGGGCUGGAGCUUGCAACAGCAAUCUCACAUGUACACAGAGAGGAGAGAGGAGAGAGCAGCCAGCCAAUGAAAGAGGAGGAACUCAUUGCUCUCAUCGAUGACGUUCUGAGGGACGAUGACAAAAACAAUGACGGCUACAUAGAUUACGCAGAGUUCGCCAAAUCGCUGGAGUAGAGCGUCUUUCUGUUGCUUCCCGUCCAUGACGACAGCAAGGAAUCAGCAGAGAGGCUGGAGGGUGAGCGUACCUGCAGCCAAAACUGAGAACUUUUUAGAGGACCGUCUUUGAUUUCUUUCUUACAGAUUAUCGGUCAGGAGUAUCGAUCGUUCAUGAAACUUCUGACGGAUGAUUUUUCCAAGCUGAAUCAGCAGUAAUCUGAUAAAUGACAAAAAGGGUGGAACACAGGAUGCCCUUUGUUUCAGUUUCAGUCUGGUGGAGUCUUCCACUUCAUUAGGACUUUUUGUGUGUGUGUGUGUGUGUGUAGAUGCCAUUUCAAAGGGCCAGUUCACCUAAAUUGCUUUUUUUCUAGUUAAUCCUUAGCAGUAUACUUUCAUAUCUGAAUCCCCCGUUUUUUGGAGCUGCAUAUGUGCAGCUGGGGAGUUUUAAGGCGGCCUCAUUCACACACAGGCCCUGAACGACUGAAGGAGCAGUACUCUGAGUGUGUGGAUUAAAAAAACAAAGGAACAGGAAGUGAUUAAGGUGCAACAAGCAGGUGGUUAACUGAGGCCUGGUUAACCGCCUGUAACUUCCGGUUUCCACAGUGAAGCUUGGACUUCACUAUAUUCUAAAUACUGUAUUCUAAGCAAAGCUGCCUUCGAUUUUGGGUGAACUGAUCCUUGACAUGUACAAAAGCUUGGGUAGAGUGUUUUCUUUUAGUGGUGCUACACUUUGAUUCUCUCUGGCAGCACAACAGUCUGUAAAUAGAGUGUUCUCGCAUUAAAGGGGACUGUUCUACUCAUUUCCAGUUCUAUAUUUUUAUUCUGGGACUUUCGAGAGUAGCUUUGUGUUAUUCAGAGUUCAGAAUAUGCCUUAUUGAUCUUUGAUUGGCCACUGCACAACCACAUUAAGGAUAUCUGUUCUCAUCGACAUCAUACUGAAAAUAAAAAA
Messenger RNA from Neolamprologus brichardi, 1547 nucleotides. It is a transcript of the gene mcfd2, whose product is annotated as multiple coagulation factor deficiency 2, ER cargo receptor complex subunit. NCBI's taxonomy places the organism in Eukaryota, Metazoa, Chordata, Actinopteri, Cichliformes, Cichlidae. Gene Ontology annotation, molecular function: calcium ion binding. The record is from RefSeq and is a predicted model, not a curated record.